Messenger RNA from Pectinophora gossypiella (pink bollworm), 2595 nucleotides. It is a transcript of the gene Mlh1, whose product is annotated as DNA mismatch repair protein Mlh1. Gene Ontology annotation, biological process: mismatch repair. Bases 275 to 2518 code for a protein of 747 amino acids. NCBI's taxonomy places the organism in Eukaryota, Metazoa, Arthropoda, Insecta, Lepidoptera, Gelechiidae. The record is from RefSeq and is a predicted model, not a curated record. Gene Ontology annotation, cellular component: MutLalpha complex. The transcript is spliced from 11 exons. Gene Ontology annotation, molecular function: ATP hydrolysis activity; mismatched DNA binding; ATP-dependent DNA damage sensor activity.
UAACAAUAUGCACUACGAAGGUGAAGAAGUACGAAAUCCCAGUGGUUGAAUUAUAUUUUUAUUUCUCUUAAAAUCUAUAUCCAAAACUGUAGCAAAAGGAAAACUUGGGAAAAACAAUUACGACUGACUUACAAUCUAGUAACCGGAGCCGUAAUAAAAAAAAACCGACUUACAAAAAAAAAGAAAAGUGGCGGUUCGAGUUGGUUUGCUUGGCUAGUUGUUUGUCUGCUAAAAGUGCUAAAUUACUUUUAACAAUAUGUCCUGAAUAAUAGAUAUGGCUGAGCCUGGAGUAAUACGAAAAUUAAGCGAAGAAGUGGUAAAUCGCAUAGCCGCUGGCGAAAUAGUUCAAAGACCUGCAAACGCUCUAAAGGAAUUGAUUGAAAAUAGCUUGGAUGCUAAAUCCUCAAAUAUCAUAAUAACAGUAAAAGCAGGAGGCCUAAAAUAUCUUCAGAUUCAAGACAAUGGCACUGGAAUAAGAAGCGACAAUCUUGAUAUAGUCUGUGAACGGUUUACAACAUCUAAACUCCGAGAGUAUGAAGACUUGAAGGCUAUCUGUACAUAUGGGUUCCGAGGAGAAGCCCUUGCGAGCAUUAGCCAUAUUGCUCACCUUACUAUUCUUACCAAGACAGCUGCCGAUAAAUGUGCUUAUAAAGCAUCCUAUGAAAAUGGCAAGCUAAAAGGGCCGGUGAAACCAUGUGCUGGCAACAAUGGCACUCAGAUUACGGUUGAAGAUCUAUUCUACAAUGUCAUAGCUCGGAAAAAAGCCCUUCGAAGUCCUACAGAGGAAUAUGCCCAUAUAAUGGAGGUUGUGGGUGGAUAUGCAAUACAUAAUAGCCACGUAGGGUUCACUUUGAAGAAAUUUGGGGAAAAUAAUGAUAUUAGAACUCCAAUGAAGUCUUCUGUGGUGGAAAAUGUUAGGAUUAUUCAUGGAAAUGCCAUUGCAAGAGAACUAAUGGAGAUACAAGUGGAAGAGCCCACACUGAAGUUGAAGUUACAUGGCUUCGUAACUAACGUGAAUUAUUCACAUAAAAAGGGUGCCAUGCUACUGUUUAUCAAUCAUAGAUUGGUUGAUUCACAAUCUAUCCGAAAAGCAGUGGAUUCAGUAUACUCAACAUACUUGCCCAAAAACGCGCAUUCGUUUGUUUACCUUAGUAUUGAACUUGACCCUAAAAAUGUGGAUGUGAAUGUGCACCCAACAAAACAUGAAGUGCAGUUUCUGUAUGAAGAGCAGAUUAUAGAGAAGAUCAAAUCUUGUAUUGAGGGCAAACUGCUCAGUUGUAACUCUACUAGAGUCAUGUACACCCAGGCUAGACUACCAGGAGCAACUAUAGUCGAAGAAGUCAUAAAGAAAACAGCAGAUGGCACUAAAAUAUACGCCAACAAUAUGGUUCGCGUACAAGCUGACACGCAGAAAAUCGACAAAUUCUUUCCAACCGUACCAAAACAAAAUACAAUCAAUAAAUUACUUGAUAAAAGUAUAGCUGAGGAAGAAGAUAUAUUUCAAGAAUAUGAUGCGAAUGAUGACAAUAUCACUAAGAAAGUUGAUAAUGAAAUUGAAAAGGAUGAACACAUGAUGGAUACAGAGAAAAUAACAAAAGAAGUACCAAAUAUUAUCGUAGAAGAAGCCCCAGAUAUUCUAGAAAAUUCUCUCAUAAGUGAACCUAAUGAAGUUAUUAAUAAAAUGCCUGAAAAAUGGGAAUCCCAUACAGCUUCAGAUAAAGCCAAUGUAACUUACAUAGACCCUAAAGAAUCGUUUAAAACGAGAACAUUUAAGUACGAAAGAGUAGAAACUAAGUUAACAAGUGUGAAACAAUUGAGAUUAGAUAUUGAAAAUAAGUGCAAUUUGAACUUAAGGGAAAUUCUAGCAAAUCUGAUAUUCAUAGCGUGUAUAGAUUCCCAUAAAUCACUCAUUCAGCAUUCGACAAAGUUAUAUCUGUGUGAUACUACGAGACUGGCGGAAGAACUAUUUUAUGAAACCUUGCUGUAUGAUUUCCAAAACUUUGGCCUGAUAAAGCUAUCUAACCCUCUCCCUUUAGAGGAGUUAUUCAUGCUGGGUCUCAGUUCAUCUGAUGAAUGGAACCCUGAAUUAGGUGAUAUGCGCGAGAUGGCGCAGCAGAUGACAGAGAUGCUAGUCAACAAGCGAGCCAUGCUGUUCGAAUACUUCUCCUUGGAAAUGAAUGCUGAUGGCGAACUUCUAGCGUUACCGCUUCUAUUAGAUGGCCACACACCUUUCAUGGGCGUUCUACCGACGUACCUCGUUCGUCUAGUGACAGAAGUCAACUGGGACAGUGAGAAAGAAUGCUUCGACUCUUUCAGUAGACAAACUGCUAUAUUUUACUCCCAACCCAACCCCGACACUAAUCCUGAAGUCAUGAAAACCGAGCAUUGGAAGCAGGAACAUGUUAUAUUCCCAGCUAUAAGAAGGUACUUCUUACCGCCUACUAGUUUUGUUAGCAACGGUGCUAUAUUGCAAAUAGCUAGUUUGUCCGAUUUGUAUAAAGUGUUCGAAAGAUGUUGAUAGAUUUAUAAGUUUUAAAGACCCAUGUUUUCGUUAAGUUUUAAGUGAAUGGAUACUUUGUUACUGAAUGAAAUAAA